Rotaria sp. Silwood2 is the source of this 1497-nucleotide messenger RNA. The record is from the annotation of a GenBank genome assembly. Lineage: Eukaryota; Metazoa; Rotifera; Eurotatoria; Philodinida; Philodinidae.
AUGGUACAAACAAGAACCAGUUUAGAUUUGUCGAAAUUAAGUAUUCAUCAAGUAAUAUCGAAUCAAACAGCAGAAGAUAAAGUGACUCCAUCAAGUAUGUUAAAUCAAAAUAAUAAUAUGGAGAAUUCAAAUAAUACAAGUACAUCAUGCCAGUCAAUUAAAACAGACUCCUCAACAAUCAAAAUUAAUUCUUCAUCGUUCACUCCUACCGAUGCAAUAGAAACGAAAAUGAUCGCAUCUUCAGAAUUUGAUAAUCAAAUAUUAAGAACUAUUGCGACUUCAUCACAAGCCCAACCAACAAACCACUCAAUUAAUAGCAAUGAAGAUAAAGAAUUAGCCAGAAUUCCUUAUUACAAUGGAAAAACGAACAUAUAUGCUUGGUUGACGGCUAUUAAAAGUGUAUUUAUCGAUUUGAAAUACGAUGAAAGUACUUGGGCAAAUAAAGCUAAAUAUUAUCUAUUAGAUCAUGCUGCUCAGUUUGUAUAUGUUAAUGACGAUCAAAUGAUCAAAUGGAAAGAUUUUCAAAGAUUAAUGAUCGAUCAAUAUUCAUCAAUUACAACCUCACAAGACUCUAUGAAUUCACCUGCUAAUACAUUAAUUGAUUCUUGUAUAAAACAUCAACCAUAUACAACUUAUUCGUCAGACACGUUGGCUAUGAAAGCCCAUCAUGCCUUAGUACUGGAAGAUUUAAAAACAUUACCAAGAUUUUCGGGUGAAGAAUCACAAUCGAUCAAUUCAUGGUUAGAAGAAAUCGAACUUGUAUAUGAUAAAGCGUUUAUUACAGAUAAUGAUAAAUGUUACCGCACACUGAAAUUGUUAUCCAAUAUUGAUGACAAAUGGUUGGAAUUUAUUCGUCGUCAAAAAUUAGAUUGGAACGAAUUCAAACGAAAAUUAAUUAGUCGAUUCGAAGGAAAGAAGGACCCAUCACGUAUUGAAUUGGAAGAUGCUAUUAGAAAUCGACGCUAUCAUGAUAAUGAACCUAUGCAUCAAUAUUAUUCUGAUGUCAUGAGACAAUGUGAUUUAUUGGAGGAAGAAUAUCCAGUUUCAGAUCGUCAUCGUAUUGAUUAUAUAAUCCGGGGUCUACCUGAUAGUAUUCAAGAUCAAUUAUUAAUUAGAGAAUAUUCAACACCAAAAGAAUUAUUAGAAGUAUUGCAAAAAAUUGAAGAACGCCGUAAACGGACAAAUUUCGAACAACAUGUUACUAGUAUAGAUGAGAAUGCUUCAUUACCAAUAGCAAGGGCAACACCAAUAUCACAAACAACAUUUUUACCAACAAACAAUUUUCAAUCAAAUAUACCUUUUUUUCAACAAUCUGAUCAAUACCGUAAUAAUACUUAUCAUAAUAAUCAGUUACAACAGUAUCAUCCACCUUCACGCUCAUCAUCAAAUUAUAACCAACAACAUACUCGACAACACCGACCGAUCCAAUGUUAUAAUUGUGGCAAGCUUGGACACAAAGCCACAACUUGCUUUAAACCAAAACAACAUUUAAACUAA